AUUGUUUUCAAAGAUGCUAUUGGCAGGAAGUUUAGCUUCCCAUAUCACCUUUGCAAGACAUCGAAAGGCAUCGAGUCGCUCAUCAUGCAGGCCUUCCUGCACAUCGAGGAGCUUGGGGAGCGCGUACACCGCCGCCAAUACGACCUCAAAGGCCCGGACGGCGAGGUCAUCUUACCUCAAGUGUGGGAGAUCUAUCUGCAGCCC
Baudoinia panamericana UAMH 10762 is the source of this 204-nucleotide messenger RNA. RefSeq lists its product as uncharacterized. The transcript has a single exon. NCBI's taxonomy places the organism in Eukaryota, Fungi, Ascomycota, Dothideomycetes, Mycosphaerellales, Teratosphaeriaceae. The annotation marks the transcript as partial. The record is from RefSeq and is a predicted model, not a curated record.